AUGGUAGAAUUCAAAGCAUCCGAGGAAGAGAAGUAUGUGCCACGAGAGAUCGUGCGGGUUUUUUCUAUGCGCAUUAAAGCAGAAUAUGAGGAUCGUGAUGAUAGUGGAACAGAGCUAGAACAAGCCCUUGUGGAGAAGGCUGAAGACGAUGAGAGCCAGCAGAAGAAACGCAUUCGGCAGAUCAAUGAAUACCUCAACUCUACUAGGCCCCAGGAACUGGCGAGGUUGAGUCAGCUUAGAAUUUUGCUGGAGCGUUCCAUGCGUGAAUUCCGCGCCCAAGUUCAGAAGGGUCAGCCCAAGGAUGCCUUUCCCGAGAAAAUUAGCUCCUGGGAGGACGUUACGUCGAUAGUCGAAGAUAUGAUGAAUCGCUUACAACAAAAGAAAGAAAAGGACAAAUUUCGGCGGGCCACUAAACACUUCCGUACAUUCUGCAACACAAUCAAGUCGCACUCUACGGCUUUGAAGAUGUUGCCAACAAGCAAUGAUUAUGUCACAGUCUUUUAUGGAGCUCUUGCUACAGUAGUUCAGGCCUCUGAAAAUUACACCAAAGUGAUGGAGGCGUUACCUAAGGCACUGGUUGAGAUCAAUGACGCAGUCGCUGCAAUAGAGAAGCGCUCAUGGCUUUUCGAAAACAACACGAUGAAGAGUUACAUGUGGCGUGUUUACAGUCAGAUCUUUGCGUUUCUUGGAGAAAUCAUCCAAUGGUACACCAAGCGUUCUGCUCAACGUCUUCUCGGUAGCUUCAAUGAAAGCCUCCUCGACUUUUUCGACGAUCAAGUCGAAGAGAUCCAAAAACUAGCAAAGCUAGUCCACGACGAGGCUGAUUUUCGGGCUCAAGCAGAUGCCCAGAUUAGUAGGCUUUAUCAUGAAGAGAUGGAAGGCAAGCUUGAUAAAUUCAUGACCAAGCUUCUCGAAAGGGAUUCCGCUCAACAUGAUGUUCUUGGCCGAAGAUACGAACGCUUCUACGAGGAAAUGGAACAAAAGCGACGGGAAGAAUUUUCCAACAAGGAGACUCUCGAGAACAUACUUGUGGGUGUUUUGAACAAGAUAAAAAAACAAGAAACAGGCGCUGCGAUGUCUGAGAUCCUCGAGGGAGAUGCUCGAAAACGACUAGUUUGGCCAGAGGACGCGGUAUAUAUCGAAAGAGCUAAGAAUAUCAACACUCCCAGAUCAGGUCAGGCAUUUGAUUCACGCGCGCUAAUGCAGCAAAAUCUUGAGGAUUCUUAUGCUCCGGAAGUCACAAGAGACACCCUACUUCUAAGUUCGUCUGGACUGGAAGACCACUUCGACCGCGCCAAACUUGUGAUACCGGGAACUUUCGAAAACAAUACCGCUGUUGUAGAUCCGGAAGUAGCAGACCGAAUAAGAUUGUGGAUGAUGGCAACUGAUUCUCAGAUCCUGUACACCUCUGGUUCAGAUCCUUUUGGAGAAAUCGCUCAUGCUUCGGGUGCGGCAGGUCAGUAUACGAAUGUGAUCCGAGAAGCGGGUUUGCCCGUUUGCUCGUAUUCAUGCUCACUCGAGGCUAAAGACCCACCUAAAGGCCGUACGCGCGAAACAAUGGAGCUGGUUGCUUUGGUGUAUAGUUUAAUACGCCAGUUGAUCGAAAUUCUUCCGCCAGUUAUUGAGUCAGACACCACAUUGAUCCAAGAUGUCCAUUGGGAUGAAUUGGACGGAACUUUGAGAACGUUCCCACGGGCAUUAGAGGUUCUGGAAUGGCUUUUUUGUAACACCGGAAAUUCUGUCAUCUUCAUUGUCAUUGACGCUACUGACUUGCUGGACGAUCCAAGCCGCAGGAGUACGGAUAAAUGGCUCACAUGCUUGCUGCAACUGUUCAGGAAGCUUCUAACCAUUUCUCACGGCACUACUCUCAAAAUAUGGUUCAAUUCUGGUGGAAUGUCACCUAUAUUGUUCAAGUCGUUGGAAAGACAUCAAAUUGCGAUUUCGACUUCGUCAGCAAGGUCUGGCAAGCGAGCGUUUGGUAGUGAGGUUAUAAUGAUGUAG
Messenger RNA from Bipolaris victoriae FI3, 2001 nucleotides. RefSeq lists its product as hypothetical. The record is from RefSeq and is a predicted model, not a curated record. The transcript is spliced from 3 exons. The coding region runs from base 1 to 2001 and encodes 666 amino acids. NCBI's taxonomy places the organism in Eukaryota, Fungi, Ascomycota, Dothideomycetes, Pleosporales, Pleosporaceae.